UUUCGGUCGAGGAACGUCACUUGCGUCUGUAAGGUGUUCCGAAGCCAGGGAAGGGAUGACUGGCCAGACGGAGGCUGAUAUACCUGAAACGGGAGCAGUCUUCACCUUUGGGAAGAGCAAGUUUGCUGAUAAUGUGCCCAGUAAAUUCUGGCUGAAGAAUGACCAUCCAGAGGAAAUCUCAUGUGGGGGGGAUCACACUGCUGUCAUAACAGGCCAUGGCAGGCUGUUCAUGUUUGGAAGUAAUACCUGGGGUCAGCUAGGACUGGGGUCAGAGAUCAAUGUCAACAUCAACAAGCCCACCGCUGUGAAAGCGUUGAAGUCUGAAAAAGUUAAGUUUGCAUCAUGUGGGAGAGACCACACAAUAGUGUGCACAUGGAGUGGGCGUGUUUAUGGUGCUGGCAGUAACCAGGAGGGGCAGCUUGGUUUGGGACACUGUGAUGACACAAACACCUUCCACCUGCUUCAUCCUUUCUCUGACCAUGCACCAAUCAAAAUGCUUGCUGCUGGCUGCAACACCUCAGCUGCCCUGACAGAGGACGGCAGACUGUUCAUGUGGGGUGAUAACUCUGUGGGCCAGAUCGGUCUGGGCACAGAGAGCUACAUCUCAGAGCCCAGAGAUGUGAUGGUGGGACAGCCAGUGGCCUGGGUGUCUUGUGGAUACCACCACUCAGCGUUUGUCACAGUGGAUGGGGACCUCUACACGUUUGGGGAGAGUGGGAGCGGAAGACUGGGUGUAUUCCCAGACCAGUUAGCCAAUCACAGAGUCCCUCAGCGUGUGGAAAGCAUCCAGGACCCGGUCAUCCAAGUGUCCUGUGGAGGGGAGCACACAGUGGCACUCACAAAGGACAAUGUGUACGCAUUUGGGCGAGGGCAGUAUGGGCAGCUAGGCCAUGGGACCUUCCUGUUUGAGGUACCUUUGCCAAAAGCACUGGACCACUUCCGGAAUGGCAGAGUCAGCCACGUAACCUGUGGAGAGAACCACACUGCAGUGAUCACAGACAGUGGGAUUCUAUACACCUUUGGGGACGGUCGCCAGGGUAAACUAGGACUGGGGGAAGAGAACUUCACCAACCAGUUCAGACCAACACUGUGCCCACGCUUCCUCAAAUACAGUGUCCAGUCAGUAAGUCAAGUAGUGUCUGUGUCUAUGUUCGUGCACCUGCUAAUACUGUGUAUGUGUGUUCAGGUGGCAUGUGGCGGCUCUCACAUGCUGGUGCUGGCUAUGCCCAGACUCCCAGAGGUUGAGGAAGUGGUGAUAGAGGAGGAUGAUGUUACAGAGAGCAUUCUGGAGUCUCUGGAGACCUACACCGAGCUGCUCCUGAUGGACCCCUCCUUCUUGAUGCCCAACCCACAGACCACACCUCCUCUCUGGACCCCGUCUGCUAGGGCCCGCCGCAGGGAGAGGGAGAGUUCUCCAGAGCAGUUUGGCCAGAUGUUCCGUAACCUUCCGCCUCUGAUGUCAGGCUUCCUCAAUGCCUCCCUGCCCCUGUCCACAAAUAUCCGCAUCUCCAGAACACCAUCUGAAGACCCCUGCACCUCCUCACUGUCCUCCAAUCCCUCCUCAAACGACCCCCUCAGCCCCUCACUCUCCCUUAAAUACAGGUCCAAAACCCCAUUAACACCGUCACCCAAGUUCAUAUUCCCAGACCCUCCUAGCCCUUCACUCUCCUCCAAGUUCUCACGUAAGAAGAGGCCCAGCCCAUCAAAAUUCCCCAAAUAUGCAUCUAAAGAACACCUCACCCCCCCACAGUCCUUUAAAUCCACACAUAAACUCAUCCCCACCCCCCCAGUGUCCCUUAAACCCUCCUCUGUAAAGCCCACAGAUGACAACCAAUCCCCCAAAACGCUGUCUGAGGGUCCCACCACACCACAGACAGAGAGGACCAAGGACACUUUGAUAGAAGCAACUGACAGCCGGAUGCUCAUUGAGAAUUUGGAGAAGAACAUGGAUGAAGAAGACAAUAAAGACAUGUUGCCAGACCUGGCAUUACCAUCAGGAGGAGAUUUUGGCGAUGAGACUGGGACUACAUCUGCAGAACAGAAGGAUAAGGGACAUAAAAAGGGUCGGGCUCUGAGGAGAGCUGUUAAGGAGGCAGAAAUGGAGGUUGAACAAGCCCCGGCCAACAGGAAGCCGCAACUACUUUCCCAUAAGGCCCUUCCCACCGAGCUUCUGAGAGGCUCCAGCUUGAGUUCAUUAAAGGCAGAGGGCACACCCCCAAAGAGCCCCAAAUGCUUAAUGAACCCUCAGACCCCAGCCAGCGGCAAGGAAAACAUUGCCUUGACAGCAGAAAAUUCUAGCUUCAAAGUGAACACCAGUAAACUGACAGGUAGUAAUCUGCAAAUCACAGGUAAAGCAGGGUCUAAACCAAUUUCACCAGCAAAGAAACAAAGCAAGUUAUCCGUAUCGAAACCUAGCACUCCUACACACAGCCAGAUCCAGAUAUCUGUGUCUAAACCCAGCACUCCAAAACAUGGUCAAAACAAACCGUCUGAAUCUAAACCCAGCACUCCAAAACAUGGUCAAAACAAACUGUCUGAAUCUAAACCCAGCACUCCAAAACAUGGUCAAAACAAACUGUCUGAAUCUAAACCCAGCACUCCAAAACAUGGUCAAAACAAACUGUCUGAAUCUAAACCCAGCACUCCAAAACAUGGUCAAAGUAAUCUGUCUGAGAUGAAUAAAGGUACAGAGAUGAAAGGUAAAGGCCCUGUAAAAGUUCAAGUUAAAGAGGCUUUCAAAGACAAGACCUCUAAAAUUGCAGAGGAAGAUACUAAAGCAAUUGAAGUUCAAAAUAAACCACUUCAAGAGAUCAUGUCCCCUCCAGUCAAAUUUAAAGGUAAACCCGUGGAAAAGGAAACAACUCCAAUUAAGGCUACUGCUGAAACCAUUCCUUUGAAAGUAAAGAGCAUUCCCAAGAAGAUUGUAGAUGAUAACAAACCAUCUGAAUGUAAAGGCACUCCAAUAAAAGGAAGAAAUAAGGCAAAAGAGGUGAAUGAAGAGAAAAUGGAAGAGUCUAUUACUUUCAACGAGUCAGGGACAACAGUGGGGAACAAAAUGGCAGUUAAAGAUAAAGGCAAAGAAAAAGAAAGUGCACCCACCAAAACAAAAAAUGUGCCCAAACCAAAAGAUGUUGAAGCAAAACUAACUGAGUUAGAAGGAGCCCCAGUGAAACUGAAAAGCAAGCCGACAGAGGUUUCCAGCCAAGCAGUCUUAGUAGAACCUACCUCAAAGGCCAAAUCACCAGUCACAUCACUCUCAUUAUCAGAUGCACUACCUCAAAAUGCUGGAGAUAAGAAGUCAACAAAGUCACUGGUUGUCUGUCAGGUCAGGGAUAGAGUGGAGGUCCCAGGGGAAGAUGCCUUUGAUGAAUCCCAGGAGGGGAAGCCUAGCUGGGGAGGAUUUCUCAGCGAUGCAGCCUCUCUCCUUCCAGAUGUGGGGAUGGCGGGGACAGCCAUGGGGGUCCUGAGUGAGGCGGUGACGAGCGUGAGGGGGAUUCAGUCGGAGAGUGACACAGACACUUCUAUCCCUCCUCGGCGGUCCAGCCGGGUAGAGAGGUUCACCAAACAGAGCGCCAUCACCCAGCCUUCCUCCACAUCACCCUCUUCUUCAACAUCAGAUCCAAGCACAGCUGAGCAAAGCAAGAGGACUGACGCCCGCAUCGGCACCCUCAGGAAUUCUGAUCAGGAAGUGGGGAGAAGGAUUAUUGAGAAGGACCCAGAAACCACAGAGGCUGCUAGCGAGAGGUCAGGAGGUCAGGCCAAGAUCAAUUAUGAUGAGAACUCUAGUAGUCAAAGUUUGGGAACUGAGGAUGAUGAAGAUAAAGAGUCCACAAAGAGACAUGGAGAUGGGACAGAAAUGGAGAGCACCAAACAAGAGGAAAAAGAGGCUUACAGAAGUGUUAAGGGUCUGGAAGAUGACAGUGAUACUGUGGCCAGCGGAGAGGGAGAGGAGGGUAGAGAAGAAAAGAGUGAAGACAGCAAGGGCGCGGAAGAAGAAAAGAGUGAAGAGAGCGAGGGCGCAGAGGCAGAAGAAAAGAGUGAAGAGAGCGAGGGCGCAGAGGCAGAAGAAAAGAGUGAAGAGAGCGAGGGCGCAGAGGCAGAAGAAAAGAGUGAAGAGAGCGAGGGCGCAGAGGCAGAAGAAAAGAGUGAAGACAGUGAGGGCGCGGAAGAAGAAAAGAGUGAAGACAGCGAGGGCGCGGAAGAAGAAAAGAGUGAAGACAGCGAGGGCGCGGAAGAAGAAAAGAGUGAAGACAGUGAGGGCGCGGAAGAAGAAAAGAGUGAAGAGAGCGAGGCUGCAGAGGCAGAAGAAAAGAGUGAAGAGAGCGAGGGCGCAGAGGCAGAAGAAAAGAGUGAAGAGGAUGCGGAGGCGGAAGAAGAAGAAGAAACGAGCGAUAGUGUGGGGACAGGAGAGGGGGAGGAUGAAGACGAGAGGUAUGAGAGUGAGGGGACAGGAGAGUGGGAACAGGGAGAGAAGAGUGAUAGUGAUGUGACUAUAAAGGGGGAGGAGGAAGAAGAGAAAAGUGAUGAGGGUGCACUACAGGGGGAGGAGAAAGAAGAGAAGAGUGAUAGUGAGGGGACAAGUGAUGGGGAGGAGAGCAAAGAGAGUGAUUCUGAGGCAAGCCUAGAGGAGGAGGGAGAGGAGACGAGUGCACAGAGUGAGGGGGAAGGAGAAGAGGGCGAAAGUGGUUCUGGGACAAGUGGAGAGGAGGAGAUGAGUGAAGAAGAGUCCAGUGAUGAAGAGAGUGGGGAUAAAGAGGAAGAGGAGAGCAAUUCGAGUGAGUAUGAAAACGAGGAGAGUGGCGAUGAAUCAGGAAGUGAGGCAGAGAGCAAGAGUGAGGUAUCAGCAGAAGAGAAAGAAGAUAAACAAGCAGAAAGUAAAGCCACUGAGUCAGCAGAGGAGGAAGGAGAGAACCAAGAAGAUGAAGAGAGUGGAGCAGAGGAGGAAGAGAGUGGAGCAGAGGAGUUAGGAGAGAACCAAGAAGAUGAAGAGAGUGGAGCAGAGGAGGAAGGAGAGAACCAAGAAGAUGAAGAGAGUGGAGCAGAGGAGGAAGGAGAGAACCAAGAAGAUGAAGAGAGUGGAGCAGGGGUGGAAGGAGAGAACCAAGAAGACGUAGGGAGUGAAGCAGAGGAGGAAGGAGAGAACCAAGAAGAUGAAGAGAGUGGAGCAGAGGAUGAAGGAGAGAACCAAGAAGAGGAAGAGAGUGGAGCAGAGGAGGAAGAAGGAGAGAACCAAGAAGAGGAAGAGAGUGGAGCAGAGGAGGAAGAAGAAGAGAACCAAGAAGAGGAAGAGAGUGGAGCAGAGGAGGAAGGAGAGAACCAAGAAGAGGAAGAGAGUGGAGCAGAGGAGGAAGGAGAGGGAGAGGAUAAGGAAGGUAGUGAAAGUAAAGAAAAUGAGGAGGAGGAGGAGGAGGCAGGCGUAAGUGAGGAGGAGGGGGAGGAAGAAGAAAGUGGAGAAGGUGAGGGUGAUGCAGGAGAGGGGGAAGCAGUUGAGGGUGAGGAUGAAAAGGAAGGUGAAAAGGAUGAGAACAACGAAGUUGAAGAGGGUGAGGAGGGACGAGAAGAUGAUGAGAAAGAAGCCAGGGGAGAGGAAGAGGUUGAAGGUGGAAAAGGUGAGGAAGAGGAGGAGGAGGAAGAAGAGGGAGACAAAGAAGCAGAAGGAGAAAAGGAAGGAGAGGAAGAGGGAGAGGAGGAAGAAGAAAGACAGCAAGGAGAGGGGGAGGAUGAAGGAAAGGAAGAGGGUGAAGGGGAGGAGGAAGAAGAAGAGGAAAUAAAAAAUAGAGAAGAUCAAGGAGAAGGAAAGGAUGAGGAUAUGAAAGAAAGAGAAGAGAAUAAUGAGGAGAAAGGAGAGGAUGAGAGUGAAAAGGGGGAUGGUGAAAAACAGGAAGAGGAGAAAGAGGGAAGAGGAGUGCAUGAAGAGAGAGAUGAGGAAGCAAAUAAACCAAAAGAGGAAAGGGAGUGGCAAGAGGAGGAAGAUGAGGAAGUGAAGGGAAAAAACGGGGAGGGGGAGGAGAAGGGGGCAGGUAAAAAAGAAGGGAAAGAAAAUAAGACAAGUGAUGGGGAGGUAGAACAAGAGGAGGAAGAAGAGGGCGCGUGUGAACAGAAAGGGGAGAUGAAUGAGAAGGGAGCGGUAGAGGAGGAAGGAGAAGAAGAGGAAGAGGAAGAGGAGAAAGAUAGUAAAGGAGAGGAAGAAGAAGAGGGAGAGGAAGAAGAGGGAGAUGAAGAAGAAGACGGGGAGGAAGAAGAAGAGAGAAAAUCACAGAAAGGGAUAAAGAAAGGGUCACAGAGCGUACCACCUAAAGCAGCUCCCCCCAGCAGGAAAGGGAAGGAAGAGCCCCCAAUGGAGAAACCCAAACCACCGGCCCGCACCAAGCUGAGGACCACAUGGGGAAAACAGGCCAAUGGAACCCAAGAAUCCCAACAGUUCUGGAACAAUGUCUUACCCCAGUACCUGGAGCUGAAGUGAAAUAUACUGGACAUCAAUGGAUUCCAAUUUUAUUUGGGUCAGAACCCAUAACCUGACUGUUAAUAACAGCUGGAAUGGGUCUGGACCUCAGAAAACUAAGCCAGGUGCUCAAUAUACAGCACGACCCUACGUAAACUCCUUGAAUUUAAUCAAUAUCUGCAUACAAUUUACACAAUAUGCCCACUGUACUGUAAGGUACUGAACUGAGUGUAGUCAUGCAUUAUACUGUACUGAAUUGUAAUAUACAGAUAUUUGUAUUAAAUAAAGAGAAAUUGAGAAUUUCACAGGA
Messenger RNA from Oncorhynchus masou masou (cherry salmon), 6752 nucleotides. RefSeq names its product microtubule-associated protein futsch-like. The record is from RefSeq and is a predicted model, not a curated record. The transcript is spliced from 13 exons. The coding region runs from base 56 to 6463 and encodes 2135 amino acids. Lineage: Eukaryota; Metazoa; Chordata; Actinopteri; Salmoniformes; Salmonidae.